Cucurbitaria berberidis CBS 394.84 is the source of this 1263-nucleotide messenger RNA. Its product is annotated as glycosyltransferase family 58 protein. Gene Ontology annotation, cellular component: endoplasmic reticulum. The record is from RefSeq and is a predicted model, not a curated record. The transcript is spliced from 4 exons. The coding region runs from base 1 to 1263 and encodes 420 amino acids. NCBI's taxonomy places the organism in Eukaryota, Fungi, Ascomycota, Dothideomycetes, Pleosporales, Cucurbitariaceae. Gene Ontology annotation, molecular function: dol-P-Man:Man(5)GlcNAc(2)-PP-Dol alpha-1,3-mannosyltransferase activity.
AUGUCACUCAUACGGCAAGCGCUGGAUAUCGCAUACAAUCCCGAACACACAAAAUGGUUAACGCCGCUGCUUCUCGUCGCCGACGCAGCGCUCUGUGGCGUGAUAAUAGACAAGAUACCCUACACGGAAAUCGACUGGACGACAUACAUGCAGCAUAUAGCCAUCUACCUCAAGGGUGAAAGAGACUACGAGAAGAUUUCAGGCUCAACGGGUCCGCUUGUGUAUCCUGGCGCGCAUGUGUGGAUCUACAAGCAUUUGUACCGGAUUACCGAUGAAGGGCGGAAUAUCCAGCUUGCGCAGUAUAUUUUUGCUCUGGUGUAUCUUGUUACGCUGGGGCUUGUGAUUCAAUGUUAUCGAAAGGCCAAGGUCCCGCCAUAUGUGCUUCCAAUGCUUGUCAUGUCGAAGCGCUUGCAUAGCAUCUUCGUGCUGCGCUGCUUCAAUGAUUGCUUUGCUGUCCUGGGACUGUGGGCGGCGAUCUAUUGUUACCAGAGGAACCAAUGGCAUAUUGGAAGCGUGUUUUACGCUACGGGUCUGAAUGUGAAGAUGAGUCUGCUUUUGCCGUUGCCUGCGAUCGGCAUCUUGAUGGUGCAGAAGGUGGGCGGGAGAGAGGCGCUCACGCAGGCUAUGAUCAUUGCACAAGUCUCGGUUCUAUAUGGGUAUCCAUUCCGCAAACGAGCGCCAUCUUACUUUUCUCGCGCUUUCGAGCUUAGUAGAGUCUUCCUCUACAAAUGGACUGUAAACUGGCGCUUCAUCCCGGAAUCCACCUUCCUCUCCAAGCCCUUCGCCCUCGGCCUUCUCGCCAUUCAUGUCGGUCUGCUCCUCUGGUAUGCCAAAACGCGCUGGAUCAAACCAUCCAAACGCGAUUUCCGCGGAUUCCUCAAACUAGCAAUUCCGGCAGCGGAGCCUAGGGAUCAAGACGAUAUAGCGCGUAGGAUUACCCCAGAUUUCAUCAUGACGACUAUCCUAAGCGCGACGACUAUUGGUAUGUUGUGCGCUAGGUCGCUACACUAUCAGUUCUUUGCGUAUCUUGCCUGGACAACGCCGUUCCUACUGUGGAAAGCAGGCUUCCAUCCCGUCGUUCAAUAUGCGUUGUGGGGCGCGCAAGAGUGGGCAUGGAAUGUGUAUCCAAGUACAGCUGUCAGCUCGGCGACAGUUGUAGCGGUGUUGGCAGCAACGGCCGCGGGCUCGUGGUGGGGAACGAGGAAUGAGUACGAGGGCGCGAUGAAGGGUAUUAUCGAAGAGGACCAUGAACACAAGGAGUGA